UUCUGCGCGUUGACUGUUAUUGUUAAUUAAUUCGUAUAGUACAAUAUAUUCGUAAUGUAAUUUUUGUGUUGUACAUUCAUGUUUUACAGCCGUAGUGCGAUUUGCACGCGAAAAUGGAACCGUCCAACGAUUCGAUAUGCGUGCGUUCGAUGCGCCUAGAUUCAAUGCUAAACGGGCCCACCAUUAUGUCCAGUAGGGCUUUGGACAAGGAAUUGCUUUUCGAUUCUAUUACACUGAUGUUCGACGAGUGCAACAACGAUGUGAUGAAACGCGAUCCGUCCAUUGCCAGUUUCUUGGACAAAUUUAAAAUGGUCGUUCCCGAAUUGAAGUCGCUACGCGUCAAUCGAUUGGAUUUCGAAUCCAAGCAAGUCAUCGGCAAGGGAAACUUUGGAGAAGUCGAACUCGUCGUUGAAAAACAUACCAACGAUAUAUUCGCCAUGAAAGUGUUGAAAAAAGACAAUUUCGACAAUCACAAUAUCGCUUCCUUUGAACACGAGAGAGACAUAAUGGCAUCGUCAAGUUCUCCGUUUUUAACACGGUUACAUUAUGCUUUCCACGACUUUCAAAAUUUGUACCUUGUAAUGGAAUACCACCCAGGCGGCGAUUUUGCUCAUUUAAUAGACAAAUUUAACGGCACUCUACCAGAAGACACUGCUAAAUUUUAUAUAGCCGAGUUAUUAUUGGCUGUAAAACACUUACAUGCUAUGGGUUAUGCUCAUCGUGAUAUUAAACCAGAAAACAUGAUGUUAGAUCGUACUGGACAUUUGAAGUUGGUAGAUUUUGGUUCUUCGGCUAAACUUGAUCGUGACAAUAUAGUCAAAACUAGAAUGGCCAUUGGUGCUUCGGAAUAUAUAGCCCCUGAAGUCUUACAAUUUAUGGAGUCGAGUUCAAUAGACGGUUAUAGUGCUCUAUGUGACUUGUGGUCAGCUGGGAUUGUGGCGUACAAAAUGGCAACGGGAGACACUCCGUUUAACGCUGAACAACAAGCGGUGAUUUAUUCCAACAUUUUAAGUUUUGAUAAUUCAUUGAAGUACCCGUCUUUUUCCAAUAUAUCUCCAGCCUACAAGCAGAUGAUAGAAUGUUUGGUAUGUCACGUAGAAAAAAGAUUCACAGUGGACAUGAUGAUUAACUUGGAAAUAUUUUCUAAAAUAAAUUUUGACUCUAUACAUGAACAAGUUCCUCCAUGUGUGCCGUCGUUGUCUUCCGAUAAAGACGUUACAAACUUCCCGAUACAUGAGCGAGCUCGUCCGACACUAAAUAUGCAAAAUUUCAAAAAGCAAAAACAAUUCUCCGGUCGAGAUUUGCCAUUCAUAGGUUUUACGUAUAGUUCGUCGAUGUUGGAACGAAAUCAACAACAUUCCAUAAGCAUUCCAGAGUUAGAAACAACAAUAAAAAUUAAACAGAAAGAGCUAGAAGAUGCACAUGUUUUGAUACAUGCUUAUGAAGAGAAAGUAACGGAAUACGAUCGAAUGAUGAUUGUAUACGAAGAAAAGAUUAAAAAAAUGGAAGAAGAAAAUGUUUUAUUACACAAAGAAGUGUUGUCUCUCGGCAGUGAAUUAAGCCGGCUAACUAGAAUAAGCGAAGAAACCACUUUAACUAGAAAUGAUGAUAAUGACAUGGUGCAAAAAAAACAAGCUGAAAUGGUCAAAAAUGAAAUUGAUAAGUGGGAAAAUAAAACAAUUAAACAACUAUGCAAUUUGGAAGAAUUAAAAUCGCAGAAUGAAUAUAUUCGAGCAAAUAAUACCGAACUGCAAACACGAUUAGUCAAGAAUUUGUCGGACAUAAAAGUGUAUCAAGAGAACGAGGAACAGCUUAAUAAAACAAUUGCUAAACUUAAAUCAAAAUUAAAACAUAUAGUUCGCCGUUCAAAACAAAUGACUGAAGAAAAUAUUGACAACCACGUGGCUUCAUUGACGGCUGAAAUGAAAACCAAAGAAGAUGCGUUUGACUUGAAAAUUAAUAAGUUGAACGAAGAAAAACAUGCACUCCAAAAGGAAAUGGUAGUUAUGCAAAAGGAUUUAGAUAGUUUAAAUUCCAAAUUAUCACAAAACGUUGCAAAAGAAACGACAGUGCAAAAUGAACAUAAGGCAACUUGUUUAAAAAUGGUUUCGGAUUUUGAGGCUAAAUUAAGUUCUGUGCGUAAAGAAAAAGAUAAUGAAAUCGAACAGUUACAUACUAAGAUAACGCAGUUACAACAACAGUUUAGCGAAUCGCUGAUUUCGUUUGAAAAACAUGAAAAUACAAUUUUCACAAAAGAAACUGAGAAAGAGUUUGAAUCUGAACUAAAAACACGCGAACAACAAAUCAAAGAAUUAGAAUUGAAUUUUAAAAUUUUAGACCGCAAACACAAAACUUGUGAUGAAACUAUCAGUGGACUUAAAGAAUAUCAUAAAGACGCUAGAGCCAAUUAUAAACAGGAAAUAACCAAAAUAAAAGAAGAAACUAGUUUGCAAAUAAAAAUUAAAGAAGACCAAGUAGAAGAUUUGAACAACAAAAUCAAAUGUCUCAACAAUACUAUCGAUUCGUUACAAUUGAAGCUCGAAAAAGAAGUAGCUGAAUCGAAUAGACUGAGCAAUGAAUUAGCCAAAAUUGUCACAGAUUCAAAAAGGUGGACGAGUGAAAAAUCGUGUCUAGAAAGAAGUAUUUUGGAAAUGAGAAUAAAACUCAAUAACAGUGAAUCAAAUGUCAAGACUUUACAAGUAUUAGUUACCGUGCAAAGCGACCAAAUGGAAGGUCUUGAAGUAGCUGUUCAGUCCAUGAUGGCAAAAGAAAAACAGUUACUUGAAAACAUAAAAAGCAAAACUGAUGAGAUUGAAAAACUGAAAAACGAUGUGCGUGAAGUAAAAAAACUGUCUAAUGAAGAAAAGUCAUUGCGCAUUUUAGCUGAGAAUAAAGCAAAGAUGAUGAAUAGUGUUAAUGACAAUAUGAAAGAAGAAUUAAAUCUACUUACCGAUCAAAAUGUAAAAAUAAAUGUAGAAAUUGAUUCGUUAAAAAAACAGUUGGAAGAGUCGGAUUCCAGUGUUAGAGAAAAGAGUACGUUGGUUUUUACAUUACAAGAUGAAUUUGAAAAGGUCGUUAACGAGUUGGACAGGGUAAAAUCCGAUCUGUCUGCGACCAUUAGUCAAAAGCAGUUAUUAAAAGAAGCCAAUAUUCGGUUGACACAACGACUAGAAGAAACAGUAGAAGACACAAAAGUAAUGCAAAACAUUAUCGAAAAGUAUAAAAAUUCCUUGUUUGAACAAAAAACGUAUUACGACAAGCGUUUAAUCAAAGCCGACGUCACUAUUUCACAGCAGACAAAACUUAUAGAUUAUUUGCAAACCAAAUUUAAAGAAUCUACAACGAAAAAAAGGACACUCGUUGACUUGUUGUUUAGCGGCAAAAAUAAAGUGAACGUUGAACAAAAGGAAAUUGAAUUGUUAUUGAAUUCGGAGAGGUCCAAAUCCAAGCACUUGGCGACUAUAUUAAAUCAAGCGCAAGCCGAAUUAGAAGUAGCCAAAGCUCAAUGUCCGCUCCAGUCGCAUUUGGUUCCGACCCGCCUUGACUUUGAUUUCGAUUCGCCCGUUUCUUCCAAGUCGACUCCAAUUGCAAACCCUGUGUCUACGUCUCUUCAUAAGUUCGAUGUAAAAAUAUGCAAGCGUGGAGGACUGCUGUGUUCGCAUUGUCAAUUGGAAGUGACGGUAGGACAACAGUUGAGCGACUGUCAAGAAUGUAGAGUGUCGACGCACGUUACUUGCUCUCAUGAGCUGUUGGCCGAUUGCACUGGCGCACGUAAAAAAGAUAACGACGGAAAUCAAGCCGAAAUCGAGUCGUGGAUCACAGUGUGGGAUAAUACUAUACACGUUUGGGACCGUAAGUAUGCGAAAAUCGAAAACGGCGGCGUUCUGUGUAUUCUCAACGAUAAGCACGAUUGCGAACAAGAGCCAUUCUUUACACUGUCGUUGUCGCAAUCGUCGGACAUGGUGAAAGUUGUAGAUGUCGCCCAAUCGAACGAUAAGACGUUCGACAAAGACACCGACGAAGACUACGAACAAUUAUUCAAAGUAGAAGUGUACAACUCGUACACUGGCCACAUGACGAUAUUUUUAUACAUAAUAGCGCCGAGCGUACAAGAAAAACAACAGUGGCUGAGUGUUAUUCGACAACAUUCGGCCAACAACGACGACCGUACCAAUCGACCGCAACACGAUCAAUGUUACAAAGAUAUUAUAUUCACGUUCCAGAAAGAUAAAAUGAUAAACGUCAACUGUGUUCAUCAGAUAACGCAAAGUGUGCAUUUGUUGGGUGCCGAUGAAGGAUUGUUUUCGGUUCACUUGAAAACCCAAAACGGAGAGGUAAAACGUGACAUCGUCUCCAUAGUUGGACCAAAACAAGUGAUAAAUUUUGUCUUCUUGCCAAAGAUUCAAAUAGUCUUGAUGGUUGCCGGGCCCACAAGAGAACUAUUGAAAUGCGAUAUGAGAAAUGUUGUUCUGAACUCUGAACUCAGUGUUAUGUCGAGGCCGAAUAUUGAAAGCGCUCGAGUAAUCGACGAGAUAGGCAAUAGUCGAGAAUCCGAUAACGAAUUGAUCAAUGAACUAAACGAAAUCAAUUGUCUUGCUGUGUCGCACUGUAACGAAUUGGUUGUCGUCGGGUCGGAGCACAACAUUACUGUAUUGAAAUGGCAAGACAUUGGAUUUUUCGUGACGAAAAUAAUUAAAACUAACGUACCGACCAAAUGUAUUUGUUUUACGCCCACUGGCAUAAUUUUCACAACGAACAGCUUCUAUAAAAUAGACACUGAAGAUUUUAGCUGUAAAAGAUUUUAUACAGAUGCGAUUGCCAAGGCGUACGAUUACUGCCCAAUAUAUGUAUGCGAACUAUCGAAAAACAAAGAGUAUCUUCUGUGUUACGGCAUUUACGGUAUAUUUGUCGAUAGCAACGGCAAGAAAACACGAGGCGGAGAAAUGAAAUGGCCGUACAGUCCCAAGAGUUUCGCAUUCCAAAAGCCUUAUUUAGUAAUUUUAUCUGAAUCGGAAAUUACCAUAAUUAAGAUAACCCAAUCGUGUUGUGUCGAAGAAGAUAGGUGGAGUAUUACUUCUACGAAACAGCCUAACGAUCAAAUCGUCCUCAACAUAAACUGUCCAAAACUCCUAGAAGGAAAUAAUUUUUAUUUAAAAGACACAAAUAAUUAUCAAGGUACAUGUAGUGUAUUUCAAUUGAAUCCAUCAAAAAUCCUUAAAAGUUCGACGACCGACAGUAGUUCUACAUUAGAUACACACUAUACUGCUGGCAGUUUUUUCGAGUUUAGUUUGUUGGAUAACUUGGACAAAGAAGAACAGACAGAUGACCAAUAAUGUUUUAACACUUAAAUGUUAAAUUUAUAUUUCUGUUAAUUUUUAUGUAUUUUUUUAUAUUUUUUUAUAAUGUCAAGAAAAAUUUAGCAAGGUUAUUCACAAAGAAUUGUUUUUAUAUUAUGACUAAG
This is a messenger RNA of Adelges cooleyi (spruce gall adelgid), 5461 nucleotides long. RefSeq names its product citron Rho-interacting kinase-like. The record is from RefSeq and is a predicted model, not a curated record. Gene Ontology annotation, molecular function: protein binding; ATP binding; protein serine/threonine kinase activity. NCBI's taxonomy places the organism in Eukaryota, Metazoa, Arthropoda, Insecta, Hemiptera, Adelgidae. Gene Ontology annotation, cellular component: cytoplasm; actin cytoskeleton. Gene Ontology annotation, biological process: actomyosin structure organization; peptidyl-threonine phosphorylation. The coding region runs from base 114 to 5333 and encodes 1739 amino acids. The transcript is spliced from 26 exons.